ACCGCUGCCCUUUACAUCCCUGUCGCGAAGAGCGCUGCAGCACAAGCUGUCAACACCGUGUCGUCAUACAUGCCUGGCGCAUACGGCACCGUCCCGAGCACAGGUACUACUGGCGACCACACAGCCCGUGCCUCGGCCCAUGACAAGACACAUGUGGUCUCUCUUCCCUCUGACGAGAUCAACGGCACAAUGCCCAGCGACAAAGUCGGCGGCGCUGGAGCAUUGCCUGGAAGUAUCAACGAGGAAGCCGUGAGCCAAGCUCCCGAUGAGCGCAAUCAAACUUUAGGGUUUCCACCCGCACCUUAUCCAGCCGCUGCCCCGUCGGACGUGCCUCUUAAUGCUCCUGUCAUGUCGGCGGCGACCGGUGUGGUCGGUGCCACAACAGCGUUCACUCCCUUGGAGCCAUCCGCCCCCUCCGCAAAGGAUCGCGACCCGCACAGUGCCACCACUCUGCGUGACUCGAUGCCCAGCACGGAGCCCACCGGCCAGCAGCCCUAUACCCAUCAAGAUGGAGUAGGAUCGCUUCCGGGCACUAUCAGCGAGAAGAGCGUCAUUAAGUUGCCCGAAGAAGCAGCCGUAGGCAGUGCUGUGGGCAUGUCGCUCCCGUCGACCGAGCUCAGGGGCCAGCAGCCGUUCGAGCAUCAAGAUGGUGUAGGUGCGCUUCCGGGACCGAAGCGCGAACAGGGUGUUGCUCUUCUUCCGGACGAGACCGGCGGUCCUACUGGUGCAACGAAUGCUACAGUGAAUGCAACGGGCACACGUCCGCGUGAUUACGCCGAGCCUGCAGGCGUUCCGCGCCUCGGUGAGGAGCAGGGUUAUGAGAGAAUUGGAGCGAGUGAAAGAAGGGUGGGGAGUGACGCUGUCGGCGGUGUUGGUUCGCCACUCGGCCCUGCAGGAGGGGAGGGCGUUUCGAUGUUGCCGAUUGAGCGCUCGAGGGAAACGAAGGAGCGAAUGCCCACUGCGAUUGCUCCCGGACAGGACACGACGCAGGGAGAUAAGUUAAAUGAGAUGGACGGGGCAGAGCGGGCGGAAAGACCUGAGCGGAAGGAGAAUGUAGUGGAAGAGAUCCACACGGAGAAGGAGACCCACACGAUUUCCGGGGGCUACGACACUGGCUAUCACCCUGCCGCGAUGCAUCCGUUGGGGACGUACGUGGGCGACAAUGCUGGUGAGCACGAGGCGAAGGGAGCUGCGACGACGGGCGACGCGAUGUCGGGCGCGGAAACGAAGGGUGAUGCGAUGAAGGAUAACAAGACUGAAGGCGGCGAGAGUGUCGGCACGCACGGGCAUGAGGGCGCAGAGCAUAAAACGAAGAAGGCGGGAAUCAUGGACAAGGUGAAGGGUGAGGCGAAGGUCCUGAUCGGAAAGAUAGAGGGAAAGAAGGGCGUGGAAAAGGUUAAGGAGGGUAAGAUGCAGAAGGCGGGGGAGCUGCCGGAAUGAGCGCCCGAUGAGUACGUAUUUAAUAAUGCGAUCCCGCUCUCCUCUUCCCCGGGACUUGCUUCUUUCCUGUUUGUUAUGUUUGGGUCAGCGCAUAUAGGCG
This is a messenger RNA of Laetiporus sulphureus 93-53, 1540 nucleotides long. RefSeq lists its product as uncharacterized. The record is from RefSeq and is a predicted model, not a curated record. Lineage: Eukaryota; Fungi; Basidiomycota; Agaricomycetes; Polyporales; Laetiporaceae. The coding region runs from base 70 to 1440 and encodes 456 amino acids. The transcript has 4 exons.